Molecule: messenger RNA, 3201 nt
Organism: Drosophila obscura
Lineage: Eukaryota; Metazoa; Arthropoda; Insecta; Diptera; Drosophilidae
Gene: JYalpha
Product: sodium/potassium-transporting ATPase subunit alpha
Exons: 6
Coding region: 125-3163 (1012 amino acids)
Biological process (GO): intracellular potassium ion homeostasis; proton transmembrane transport; potassium ion import across plasma membrane
Cellular component (GO): membrane
Molecular function (GO): ATP hydrolysis activity; ATP binding; P-type sodium:potassium-exchanging transporter activity
Source: RefSeq, a predicted model, not a curated record
AGAUAUUAAAAAAUUAUCAAUUAUCAAAAAGUCAUUUAUUUCCAAAUCCACAUACGUACAAAACAUAACAAACCCGCCUGACAUUGACCAUUCCACUGACAAGAAAGGUGUAUUCGUUUGAAACAUGUCUGCAAAGGAAGAGAAGAGCGAUGGGAAAAAGAAAUUCAUGAGAUUAAAAAAAAACAAGAAGGAUAUUUCGUCAUAUAAAAAAGAUGUUGAGACUGAUCUCCAUAAAAUAUCACUGGAGGAGCUUUUGGAGCGGAUGCACACCAACCCGACCACGGGCUUAACUAAAGCGGAGGCGGCAAUUAGACUGGAAGUGGAUGGGCCCAAUAUGCUGACACCAGCCGCAGCGACGCCACAGUAUGUAAUAUUUCUGAAAAACAUGUUUGGCGGAUUCGCCAUAUUGCUGUGGGCUGGAUCUGCCCUGUGCUUUAUUGGAUACUUGAUACAAGCUCAGACCCAAGCCGAUCCGCCUGAUGACAAUCUGUUUCUUGGACUGGCCUUGGCCUUAUUGGUGAUCAUCACUGGCUUGUUUUCCUAUUUCCAGGUUCAUAAGUCAUCGGCCAUUAUGGAUUCGUUCAAGAACAUGGUUCCACAGUAUGCCACGGUUAUUCGAGACAGUGAAAUAAAUACCAUAACCGCAGAUGAGCUCGUAAAAGGCGACAUCGUGGAAGUUAAGUUCGGCGAUCGAGUUCCUGCUGACAUUCGAGUCCUGGAGUCCCAUGGACUGAAAGUGGACAAUUCUUCAUUGACGGGGGAAUCGGAGCCACAGGUUAGAUCUGCCGAAUUCACACAUGAGAAUCCGCUGGAGACGAAAAAUCUGGCCUUCUUCUCAACCAACGUACUCGAAGGCACUUGCCGGGGAGUUGUCAUCAGCACUGGCGAUAGCACCGUGAUGGGUAGAAUAGCCAACUUGGCAGCUGGCUUGGAUGAAGUACAGUCGCCCAUAUCACGGGAAAUAGAACAUUUCAUUCGAUUUAUUACGAUUUUAGCGUGUGUCUUGGGCUUCACAUUCUUUGUCAUAGCGUUAAUUCUUGGCUAUACGUUCAUAGACGCCGUCGUGUUCCUCAUUGGCAUCAUAGUGGCCAAUGUGCCGGAGGGUCUGCUCGUAACAGUCACUGUUUGCCUGACACUGACAGCCAAGCGAAUGGCGUCCAAGAAUUGCCUAGUGAAAAAUCUGGAGGCUGUCGAGACAUUGGGAUCCACAUCGACUAUCUGCUCGGACAAGACUGGCACUCUCACACAGAAUCGAAUGACUGUGGCACACUUGUGGUAUGAUCGGGCUAUCAUUGAGUCUGAUACCACGGAGACCUUUCGAGGGUCAAAGUUCAAUAAGGAGGAUCCCUCCUUCAAUGCGCUUCUGUUGUGCUCAGCUCUUUGCAAUUCGGCCGAUUUCAAGGGAGGCCAAGAGGACAUACCGAUUCUCAGAAAGGAUGUAAAUGGGAAUGCCUCAGAGGCGGCAUUGCUCAAGUUUGCGGAGACUGUCUACGGAGGCAUUGGACCAGUUCGACGAAAGCACUCUAAACUCACCGAAAUACCAUUCAAUUCGACCGAAAAAUAUCAAGUUUCUGUGCACGGCUUUGAGUCGAGUGAUUCCCAUUACAUUGUAGAAAUGAAGGGUGCCCCAGAAAGGAUUUUGGACCGCUGUGAAAAGAUACUAAUUGACGGGAAAACCAUUAAUUUGACGCAAGCCCUGAAGGAAGAGUUCGAGGACGCCUACAUGGAGAUGGGUGGAAUGGGUGAGCGAGUGUUGGGAUUUGCUGACCUCAUUCUCCCGAUGGACCAGUAUCCGCUGGCCUACGAAUUUAGCACUGAGCCCGUUAACUUUCCGCUGGAUAACCUGCGCUUUCUGGGGCUUAUAUCCAUGAUUGAUCCGCCAAGGGCAGCCGUUCCGGACGCAGUAUCCAAGUGUCGAUCAGCGGGAGUGCGCGUAAUUAUGGUGACUGGGGAUCAUCCGAUCACAGCCAAGGCAAUAGCACGGAGCGUGGGUAUCAUAACCAAGCCCACAGCAGAGGACAUUGCCAAGGAACGUGGGGUGGAUAUUCACGAGGUGGACCCCCGCACAGCCACUGCAAUCGUAGUGCAUGGCGGAGAGCUGCGUGAAAUGAAAGCAGAAGAUUUGGAUUCCGUCAUCUACUACCACAACGAGAUCGUAUUUGCGCGUACUUCGCCGCAGCAAAAACUCAUUAUUGUGGAGGCCUGUCAGAGGCGUGGCGAAAUUGUUGCCGUUACGGGCGAUGGCGUCAACGACUCGCCGGCAUUGAAGCGAGCCGACAUUGGCGUUGCCAUGGGAAUCGCUGGAUCCGAUGUUUCCAAACAGGCUGCAGACAUGAUUCUGCUGGACGACAACUUUGCCUCCAUAGUGGUGGGCAUCGAAGAGGGGCGCCUCAUAUUUGAUAAUCUUAAAAAGUCAAUUGCGUACACUUUGACCUCGAAUCUGCCCGAAAUAGUGCCGUUCCUGUUGUUUGUGCUGAUUGAUAUUCCACUGGCUCUAGGCACCAUCGCAAUUCUUUGCAUCGACAUCGGCACUGAUAUGCUGCCGGCCAUAUCCCUGGCUUAUGAGAAGGCCGAAUCAGACAUCAUGUCCCGUAUGCCAAGGGAUCCCUUUGAGGACCGCUUGGUGAACAAAAAGUUGAUCUUUAUGGCCUAUUUACAAAUCGGCGUCAUUCAAACUGUUGCUUGCUUCUUCACAUUCUUUGCCAUAAUGGCCGAGCAUGGAUUUCCGCCUUCUUCGCUCAUUGGAAUUCGAGAGAGAUGGGACUCAAAAGAUGUUGACGACCUAGCGGAUAGUUACGGCCAGGAAUGGACCUACAGAGAACGCAAGGAGCUUGAAUACACAGCCAGCACGGGAUUUUUCGUUUCAAUUGUAGUGACUCAGUGGUGCGACCUAAUAAUCUGCAAAACGCGGCGCAAUUCCAUAAUACAGCAGGGCAUGGGCAAUCAUGUUCUCAAUUUUUCUUUGGUGCUCGAGACUGUUAUCGCCUGUGUGCUGUGCUACAUGCCAGGAAUGAAGAAAGCACUGCGAAUGUAUCCCGUCAAAUUUUUAUGGUGGACCUAUGCUAUACCGUUUGGAGUGCUUAUUAUUCUAUUUGAUGAGGGUCGCCGUUAUCUCAUGCGCAGAAAUCCCGGCGGCUGGGUGGAGCAGGAAACAUAUUACUAGCUAUUGAUUUUAAUAAAUAACCCAAACUCGUAUUAAAA